ACAGGCCUGCACAGAACAGACUUCGAUUUAUUAAUAAAACAGAAAAAACUAAAAAAACCUAAAAUUAUUUUGUGAAAUUUUUUUGUUGCUUUAUCCGUUUGUGAUCAUAGACAGUUAAUUUUUAAAAAACCUAUUCAAAAUUCUAAGUUUUAUAAAUUAUUCUCAAGAUGAAGCACAUGAAUUGCAAGACUUUCCGAAGCGUUCUUAGCUUGCACCGCGCCAGUCGCAUGAUUAAUAUCCGUUUUGCAUGUGACGCUACGACUACUGGAAAGGGUUUGGUGGUUGGUGUCUAUUUAAAGGAGGGUGACAAGGACCCAAAGUUGACUACUUCUGGAGAGAAACUCAAUGACCGCACAAACGGAAAACUGAAGCAGCUGAUCUGCGAGACGAGGGUAGAUGGUCGGCUAGGACGUGGCCGUGUUUUUAACAAUAUUGAUCCUGACUAUAGCUCUGUGGCCGUGGUGGGUGUGGGUAUUGAAGGAAUUGGCUUCAAUGAGCUCGAAAUGUUGGACGAAGGCAUGGAGAAUGUACGCGUGGCCGCUGGUGUUGGUGCGCGGUCUUUGCAGCAACAAGGCUGUCACUUAAUCGCUGUAGAUGGCAUGGACUAUGCAGAACAAGCAGCAGAAGGCUCUACUCUGGGCGUAUGGCGGUUUACUGAUAAUUUGAAUAAAAAGAAUAGGAUUGUUACGCCGCGAUUGGAGCUUUAUGACUCAUCCGACAUGGAUGGUUGGAUGCGAGGCGUUUUUAAAGCUGAAUCGCAGAACUUGGCUAGGCGCCUUUCAGAUGCGCCAGCUAAUUGUAUGACGCCAACAAUGUUUGCUCAAGCCACAGUGGAUGCUCUUUGUCCAUGCGGCAUUACCGUUGAGGUUCGUACCAUGGACUGGAUCGAGAUGCAACGUAUGCAUGCCUUCCUUAUGAUUGCCAAGGGUAGCUGUGAACCACCAGUGCUACUAGAGGUCAGUUAUUGCGGAACUAACCCUGACGAUAAACCAAUUCUGUUUGUCGGCAAAGGCAUUACAUUUAAUUCUGGUGGUAUUAAUCUGCGACCAUGCCGCAACAUGGAUGAAUAUCGCGGUAGCAUGUCUGGAGCCGCUGCUAUCAUUGGUAUGAUGCGUUGUAUUGCAGCUCUCUCGCUGCCAAUUAAUGUUACUUGCGUUAUACCUUUAUGCGAGAACAUGCCCUCUGGCAUGUCGGUAAAGCCGGGUGAUGUUGUUACCAUGCUGAACGCCAAAUCAAUGGCCAUACGUGACGUAGACAAGGCUGGUGUCGUUGUGAUGGCUGAUCCCCUCAUUUAUGGCCAGGUCUCCUACAAACCUCGCCUCGUUGUGGAUGUGGCCUCGAUUGGCAAAGGUGUAAAGAACGCAUAUGGUGGUGGCGCUUCCGGUAUCUUCUCCAACUCGCACUAUGUGUGGAAACAAUUCCAACGGGCAGGAUCAUUAACUGGUGACCGUAUGUGGCGCAUGCCACUUUGGAAUUACUAUAAAAAUCAAGUUACGGACGAGACUGGCUACGAUGUGAGCAAUGAUGGUCGUGGUCAAGCUAGUUCCUGCUUGGCAGCCGCUAUCCUACAUGAGCUGGUACCAUGUGCCGAUUGGGCCCACAUCGAUACCCGUGGUACAGGUUUGUUGACAAUGUAUGGGAUUAUACCUUAUCUGACCGCACGUUAUAUGACUGGACGUCCAACAAGAACUCUGGUACAAUUCGUUUACCAGAUGGCAUGUCCUGAGAUCAAGUAAUGUCAAUGAAUGUGUUUGUGAUGGUUAUUUUCAUCUGUUUUGAAGUUGAGAAGUGAAGCCCUAUAGCGUUGAAUUAUUCUGUAUAAAAACCGUUCAUUGCCAUAAUUGUGUGAUUAUGGCAUCGAAAGUUCAUGGCUGCUUAGUGUCCUACAAUAGGACUAUAUUAAUGUAUCUAUAAUAAUAUAUCAUUAUCUCCUGGACUCUAAGCUGCUUCUUCAGAAUAUAUUCCUCUUGAAUAUUUACAGAUACACACAUUGUUAAUAAAAUGGCAUUUUGCAUUAAA
Messenger RNA from Drosophila hydei, 2019 nucleotides. Its product is annotated as cytosol aminopeptidase. The record is from RefSeq and is a predicted model, not a curated record. Gene Ontology annotation, cellular component: cytoplasm. Bases 168 to 1736 code for a protein of 522 amino acids. The transcript has a single exon. Gene Ontology annotation, biological process: proteolysis. Gene Ontology annotation, molecular function: manganese ion binding; metalloaminopeptidase activity. NCBI's taxonomy places the organism in Eukaryota, Metazoa, Arthropoda, Insecta, Diptera, Drosophilidae.